AUGUGCCGUGGAUUAGCUCAGAGUCCGAUAAAUUUAACACCCUUCAGUUGCCAGAGGUUGGGCCCAACACAGGGGCUGACCUUUAUCAAUGCCCACACCCCACCGAGGGCUGUUGAUCUCAUUAACGGUGAUCACACAGUGAGAUAUUUAUUUCAUUGGAAUGCCAAUCGAACAGCAAGGAUAACCGGAGGACCUCUGGGCACGGCUCAGUACAUUCCGCAUGAGGUACAUUUUCACUGGACCGAUGGACUCCUCGAUGGGACGGAGCAUGCAGUCUAUGGCAUAAGAUUCACAAUGGAGAUGCACGUGGUGUGCUACAAUGCAAAAUACAGAAACUUAGCGCAGGCAAUGAAUUUUGUUGAUGGCGUCCUUGUUCUUGGGCAACUCUUUCAAAAAUUCCUCUUUGGCGAAUCCUCCUACCACUACCUCCAACUCCUACCCUACAUCCGGCGCCGCGGAGCUGUCCUAACAAUUUCACAAUCAAUGCAUUUCUUUACGCUUGAUCAAUUUAUAAAUGUAAAUAGAUUUAAUAGAUAUAUUGUAUCAUACACCGGAAGUCUCACAACGCCACCGUGCAGAGAGGGUAUCCUGUGGGUAAUCAACGUGAUCCCAAGGAAAAUAUCCUUCACAACAAUGAGACUUUUCAAUCGCAUCCAAGGAAUGGGUGGCUUCAUCAACAACAACGUACGUCCACUUCAACGCAACAAUGGACGUACCUGUUAUUCAAAUUUGUAA
Messenger RNA from Lutzomyia longipalpis, 735 nucleotides. RefSeq names its product carbonic anhydrase 6-like. The coding region runs from base 1 to 735 and encodes 244 amino acids. Gene Ontology annotation, molecular function: carbonate dehydratase activity; zinc ion binding. The transcript has a single exon. The record is from RefSeq and is a predicted model, not a curated record. Lineage: Eukaryota; Metazoa; Arthropoda; Insecta; Diptera; Psychodidae.